AAAUGACGUAAUUUUCUCCACUGUGACGUCACCGGCAUUUUGUGCCAAAAGUAAACAGAAGACAUACUGUAGUAAAAGCACGAACAAACCAACAAAAUGUCGGAUCCACGAAUGAUUAUUAAGAUGAUCAAGAUAAAGUUAGCGCUGAUGCGUCUGUCUCGCGCGAAGGAAAAUGGUGUUCGUCUCCACUAUGGGUAUCCACCUAUCAUCCCUUGGUAUGAGAGAAUUACUAUCUGGUUAUUCCGGAGAAUACGUCAGUUCCUGAUCGAGUUGUUCUGCCCCUGUUGUAUCUAUGACAGGAAUAGACACCUGAGAGUUAGAGAGGUUCCGAGUUCCGGAUGUAGACGGAUGUUCCAUGCGGGCACACACGAACACGAGAUGUUAAAGCACUUUCUAGGUUUCUUUAGCGGCAUUUUUCUGGGCGUGUUCCUGUAUCUAGUGAUGAUCUUCCAGUCUAAGUAUGAACCGCCCGUUGCUUUGACAAUCGGAGUCAUCUUAAGCCCCAUUUUUACGCUUGGUUUGGCUUUCUCUAUGGAGGUGCGAUGUGUUAUACUUUUGAUGGUACCGCAAUUCUUCUCAAGCAAGGGGCGCUCUUUCUUACUGUUAUACGCCGUAAUUCUGGUGAUGACGUAUCCCGCCGCCAACUUCAACAAAAACAUCAAGAUCAUGUCAAACAGCAUUACAUGUGGACAGGAACUGGCGUACAAUCAGUCAAAGGAAGUAAUGGAUAAAAUAUCCAAUCCACUCGCAGGGGCCCUGGGAACUAUUAGAGCAACAAUCAAAGCACUGAAACGAUUUGCUGAAUCCAUACGAGAUGCUUUCAAUGCCCUCAAAACAGCCAUACAGGAAAUAGCUGCGCUGUUUAAGAAAGUUGCAAAGUGGAUCGGAAGCAUAUUUAAAAUCUGUGACGAACGAAUGAGUGCGCCUUACAGACGAUGUAAAGGUAUCUUUCACAAUGCAGAAAUGAGUUGCAGGGAUUCACUUGGGUGGUUCCUUAGCUGGAUAUGUAUUAUCGUGGAGGCAGCUUCGGUUGUUUGUAAUAUAGCAAGAAUUGGGGAGUUGCUGUGUGCGAUAGCUGCAGCAAUUAAGGCGCUUGCAGAUGCUGCUAUAUAUACGCCCAUAAAAAGUGCCAUUACAGACGUUAAGAAUAUGUUUUAUUUUAACGUCACUCUUAAUUACACGUACGAGUACAACGCCACCCAAUCAAAAUCCUACACAGAGGUCAAGGAGGGCAUUCUCAAGGACGUCAAUGACCGUCUGUCUGGCUACGUCUUCGUCCUCGGUCUCCUCAAGAAUGUCACGAUGGUGUCUCUUAUCUUUGUUGUAAUCAAGGCUCUCAUUUAUAAGAGAAAAUUUCAGACAAACGACAAAUUUGAUAACAUCUAUAUAACGUUUAAAUUACGAGACGUAGAGGAACGGCGAAUAGAGCUGGGAAAGGAAGGAAUAUUUCCGCUCACUUGGAAGGAAGAGAAAAAAUACGUAAAAACAAGAUCAGUUGGGAUGGCUAUGAGGGAAAUAAAAGCCUUGGCUAAGGGCCUGUUCCUUCUUCUGAUUAGCGGUUGUCAUACGGGCUUCUAUCUCCUCUGUGACUACGGACUAUAUUGGAUACUCAACAUGUUAAAAGGAUUCUUUUCCAAAAAGAUUGCAGCUCCUAUCCCACCGCAUUUGAAAAUUCACGUCCACGGAAAAGGUUCCGUGUCAGACAUGUACAGGUCAUUGCUGACGUCAUUUGACCCUCUGGCAAUGGAGGGCGGUAGCUUGAAACCGGCUGGUUGCAUCCCUACCCCAAGCACACCAAACUUUCGAAUUUACAAACAAAUAGGCUAUAUUUAUCUUUUAUGCCUGUUCAUGACCAUCUUUCAAGCUUACGGCUUGAGGUUACGUCACGUGAUUGGGGCGUGUUACUAUCCUAGGCGGGAGAGAGCGCGAGCAGUCUGGCUCUAUAACCAUAUACUGAAAACUAGAGGCGGAUUCCUAAAAUUUGCAAGGCGGCAGCUUAGAAGAAAAGCCGGGGUUUUGAAAGAGGAGGAAAAGAUUAGUAUAAGAAGUAGAUUAAUGGCACAAUUUCCACUCUGUAGGAGGUUUUUCAGUUUUCUUGGAUUCAAAAGGAAACAUUGUUUGUCGUGUGGAAAUGAGGGUCGAUUUGAUGAUAACGUGAAUUUCUACCAUUGUCAAAAUAAAGACUGCACAGCCGUAUAUUGUUUUGACUGUUUCACUGAUCUUAACAACAUGUGUACUGUAUGUAUGAAUCCUGUUGACUAUGGAGAUCACUCUGACAUCAGCGAGGAAAGAGAUUCUAGCGAAGAUGAGAAAGAAGUGUUAAAGCGCCGGGCGGAUGCAGAGAAACUUCGUCAAGAACGUGAAAUUCAGUUACAAAAGAGGCGACCGAGUGAACAAAUGAGGGAAAUGAGGAGGCAAUUCGGAAUAACCGAAUCGGUACUAAAGACCAAAGCGGAAGCUGGGGUCAAGGACUAUGCACAAGAGGAUGGCGCUGCGUAUGAAGAAGGCUAUGAACAGUUUGAAGAUUUUUAUGAAGAAGACAAGGUUGUCGACUUGAAAGAAAAGGAAUUCUUAAGUUAUCAAAAUAUUCGUCGAGUGGAUGAUGACUGGGAUUACGAUGCCGACGAUGAUAAAUCUCAGACGGAUUACGUCACUGAUGAUAUAUUUGACGAUGGUGAAGAUGAUUUCAUUGGGGAUUAUGAUUAUCCGUACAUCGAACCCGAUGAGUUAGACAUGGAUAGAGACAUUGUUUCGAAAACUAAACUGAAUGUUUGACAAAGGAAUUCUCACUAUUUUUUUUUUUUUUUUUUUUGCAGUUAAACUUGCAAAUGAGGCUCACCCAGAAAAGGUCUAAACUGUGCUGUUCGUAAUACAUCUACAUGUUACAGUGUUCAGAUGAUGUUCUUUGAACUUCUUUCUAUAUGAACCCAGUAUCCUAAAAAAAUUGCAUGUAGUCCAGGAAGCCAAAUUAUACGAGUUUGUUCAAAUUUCAAGUGAAUGAAGUCAAGCUAUAUUGAAAUACUUCUAUAUUAAA
Molecule: messenger RNA, 3034 nt
Organism: Saccostrea echinata
Lineage: Eukaryota; Metazoa; Mollusca; Bivalvia; Ostreida; Ostreidae
Product: DC-STAMP domain-containing protein 2-like
Exons: 16
Coding region: 97-2775 (892 amino acids)
Cellular component (GO): membrane
Source: RefSeq, a predicted model, not a curated record